Messenger RNA from Pongo pygmaeus (Bornean orangutan), 1004 nucleotides. RefSeq names its product myosin light chain 10 (gene MYL10). NCBI's taxonomy places the organism in Eukaryota, Metazoa, Chordata, Mammalia, Primates, Hominidae. The transcript has 8 exons. The coding region runs from base 180 to 860 and encodes 226 amino acids. Gene Ontology annotation, molecular function: calcium ion binding. The record is from RefSeq and is a predicted model, not a curated record.
CCAUAGCCUGCCUGUCUGCAUGGUCCCCCUAGAGGUUUGAGCAGCGGGGUACGGAGGAAGCGAGCCACACCCCCAUCGCAUGCCCUGUGAAGGGGAUAAGGGAACUUUUUCCCUUCACCACUAUGCCUGACUAAUUUUUUAAUUAAAAAAAUUUUUUUUUGUAGAAACAGAGUUUCACCAUGUUGCUUAGGCUGGUCUCAAACUCCUGGCCUCAAGUGAUCCUCCCUCCUCGGCCUCCCAAAGUGCUGGGAUUACAGGCACCGAGAAGAGCUCGGAAAAGAGCAGAAGGCACCGCCAGCUCCAACGUCUUCUCCAUGUUUGAUCAGUCCCAGAUCCAGGAGUUUAAAGAGAGUCUGGCUCUGUCGCCCAGGCUGGAGUGCAAUGGCGUGAUCUCAGCUCACGGCAACCUCCGCCUCACAGGUUCAAGCAAUUCUCCUGCCUCAGCCUCUCAAGCUUUCACCAUCAUGGACCAGAACCGCGAUGGCUUCAUCGACAAAGAGGACUUGAGGGACACCUUUGCCGCGCUGGGCCGCAUCAAUGUCAAGAACGAGGAACUGGAGGCCAUGGUGAAGGAGGCCCCCGGACCCAUCAACUUCACGGUGUUCCUGACCAUGUUUGGGGAGAAGCUGAAGGGCACGGACCCAGAGGAGACCAUUCUUCACGCCUUCAAAGUGUUCGACACUGAAGGGAAAGGUUUCGUCAAGGCCGAUGUCAUCAAAGAAAAACUUAUGACCCAGGCAGACCGCUUCAGUGAGGAGGAGGUCAAGCAGAUGUUUGCAGCGUUUCCCCCAGAUGUGUACGGCAACCUGGACUACAGAAACCUGUGCUACGUCAUCACUCAUGGUGAAGAGAAGGAUUAGGGGAUGACAAGUCUCCCCGACAUUCAGGGGCAGCAAACACUGUUGUGGGGGUGACAGGGAGCUCUUGCAGCCAGAUGGCGCAGGAAAAAGGCUUCCCUUGUCCUAUGGUUGGGGACAAAGCAAGAAUAAAUAAUGCUAACAAGG